AUGAGUUUCCUAUUGAUCAUCUGUGCCAUCCUUGUUUCGUGGUCUUUGAAUUUCUCACCUGCUGCAUUUCAGUCUCACUUCACUUAUGGAAACGAAACUGAUCGUUUAGCUUUAUUUUGGUUCAAAAGUGAGAUUACAUAUUACCAAGAGGGAGCACUAGUCUCGUGGAAGAAUCAUUCUGAUCAUUGUACUUGGUCAGGAAUUAAAUGUAAUCGUGAGCAUCCAAGAAGGGUUACCGUCUUGGAGCUAAGUCAUCUACAUCUGGGUGACUAUAUACCUACGGUUAUAGGAAAUCUUACAUUCUUAAUGACUCUUCGCCUGAGUUACAACAACUUCUGUGGUGAAAUUCCGCAAGAAAUUGGCCGUUUAUUCCGGCUUCAGUUUCUAGAUUUAUCAUACAAUCAGUUAUCUGGUGAAAUUCCGCAAGAAAUUGGUCAUUUAUUCAGGCUUCAGUCUUUACAUUUGUCAUACAAUUAUUUAUCUGGUGAAAUACCAAGUUCUUUGAAGAACUGUGUUGAUUUAAAACGCCUUUAUUUAACUAACAACGAUCUUAAUGGGAAAAUUCCUCCAUCCUUACAGAGUUUGAAGGGAAUUCAAGAGUUAAUACUUGAAAGAAAUGGGUUAUCUGGUCCAGUACCAGAGUACCUCGAGUCAUUUCAUUUCCUAAAGAAAUUGGAUUUGUCAUACAAUCAGUUAUCUGGUGAAAUUCCCGAAGAAAUUGGCCGUUUAUUCGAGCUUCAGUUUUUAGAUUUAUCAGACAAUCAGUUAUCUGGUGAAAUUCCAAGCUCUUUGAAGAACUGUCUUGAUUUAAAAGGACUUUACUUAAGUAGCAACUAUUUUGAAGGGAUAAUUCCUCCAUCCUUCCAGAGUUUGAAGGCAAUUCAAGAGUUAAUACUCGACAGAAAUAACUUAUCUGGUCCAAUUCCAGAUUAUCUCGAGUCGUUUAGUUCGCUAAAGACACUGGAUUUGUCUUGGAAUAACUUUCAAGGAGAAGUACCAAAUAAAGGGAUUUUCAACAAAACAAGUCCACUUUUUAAUUUUUAUAAUGUUGGAAACAAAGAUCUUUGCGGAGGAAAUCCUUUACUACAACUACCUAGCUGCGCAGAAGUUAACAAACAUUUUCCUCUCAAGAGGCUGCUUCUAUUAUUAUCUGGAGUUGUUAUUUCUGUUAUUGUCUUGGGUUCCGUGAGAAAAUUCUUUUCAUGGAAAAAAGCAAGAAAGAAACCUUCUUCUUCUGAUUCAGAUUCACUAAACGGAGAUUCUUCUGAAUCUCCAUUUACUGAUAUGUUUCACAAAGUAUCAUACAAAGAGCUUUUUGUAGCAACGAACGGAUUCUCCGCAAAAAAUAUAGUUGGAGUCGGAGGUUAUGGUUCUGUCUACAUAGGAAUUUUAAUGCUCAGUCAGGAGAUAACAUCAGUUGUUGCAGUGAAAGUACUGGAUCUUCAAAGACGCGGAGCUUUAAAAAGUUUCAAGGCAGAAUGUGAAGCAUUGAGAUGCAUUCGACAUCGCAAUGUUCUGAAGAUAUUGACUUCUUGUUCUAGUAUCGGUUACAAGGGAAAUGAAUUUAAAGCUCUGGUUUAA
This is a messenger RNA of Papaver somniferum (opium poppy), 1581 nucleotides long. RefSeq names its product putative receptor-like protein kinase At3g47110. Gene Ontology annotation, molecular function: protein binding; protein kinase activity; ATP binding. The coding region runs from base 1 to 1581 and encodes 526 amino acids. Gene Ontology annotation, biological process: protein phosphorylation. The transcript has a single exon. The record is from RefSeq and is a predicted model, not a curated record. NCBI's taxonomy places the organism in Eukaryota, Viridiplantae, Streptophyta, Magnoliopsida, Ranunculales, Papaveraceae.